UUCACGGGUCAAAGCCUCAAGGGUCAGAAUAUUCCACGUGGAUAUAUAAAGUUACAGAGCUCCAGCUACAUUCCUUGGUAUCCUACAUUCUUGCUAUUAACCAACACACGUACACCGACCCACAGACGAUAAUGGCGACUCCAGCAGGACCUCGGAAUAUAGCUCUCAUCACUGGCAUCACAGGACAGGAUGGGUCGUACCUAGCCGAACUGCUCCUGGAAAAGAACUACGAGGUCCACGGGAUUAUCCGACGAGCUAGUACAUUCAACACUGGCCGCAUCAAGCAUCUCUUCACCAAGCCAGAGCUGCACACUGGAGGAAAACUACACCUUCACUAUGGUGACCUGACUGACUCCUCUUCACUAGUCAAGCUCAUCAGCGAGAUUCGUCCGGUGGAGAUCUAUAAUCUAGGAGCCCAGAGCAACGUUAAGUUGUCCUUUGACCUCUCGGAGUACACGGCCAACGUGGACGGUGUGGGCACACUCAGGAUAUUAGACGCUGUGCGGACGUGUGGUCUAGAGAAGACUGUGCGCUUCUAUCAGGCGUCUACUAGCGAGCUGUUUGGCAAGGUGCAGGAGAUCCCCCAGACUGAGACCACACCCUUCUAUCCUCGCUCUCCUUAUGGGGCGGCCAAACUUUACGCUUAUUGGAUUGUUGUCAACUAUCGUGAGGCAUACAAUAUCUAUGCAUGUAAUGGAGUGCUCUUCAAUCAUGAGAGCCCCCGCAGAGGUGAAACCUUUGUAACGCGUAAGAUAACUCGCAGUGUUGCUCAGAUCCACCUCAAGCACAGAGAGUCAUUCAAGCUGGGUAACCUCGAUGCUAAGAGAGACUGGGGACAUGCCAAGGAUUAUGUGCAGGCCAUGUGGCUUAUGUUGCAGAGGGAGAGUCCGGAGGAUUAUGUGAUAGCCACUGGAGAGGUCCACAGUGUGAGAGAGUUUGUGGAGCUAUCCUUCAAGGAGGUCGGCGUGGAAAUAGAAUGGAAAGGCUCGGGCGAGGCUGAGAAGGGCUUUGAUAAGAGCACUGGAAUAGUGAGAGUUGAGGUGGACCCGAAGUACUACAGACCCACUGAAGUGGAUUACUUACAAGGUGACGCCUCAAAGGCUGAGCGAGAGCUGGGUUGGAAGACAUCCACUCCCUUCACAGACCUGGUGAAGGAGAUGAUGGUGUCAGACAUUGCUCUAAUGACCAAAGAUCCCACAGCAUGAGCAUUGUACUAGGAGACUAUUGAACUGAACCAAGAGUGUCUAUAUUUCAUUAUAGGGAUAUAAUUAUUAUAAUAAAAUUAUAUAGUUAGUGGUUAGUUGUAUUAUCAAGAGUCAUUUGGUAUUAUAUUCAUUUCUCAUGAUUA
This is a messenger RNA of Halichondria panicea, 1348 nucleotides long. RefSeq names its product GDP-mannose 4,6 dehydratase-like. Gene Ontology annotation, cellular component: cytoplasm. NCBI's taxonomy places the organism in Eukaryota, Metazoa, Porifera, Demospongiae, Suberitida, Halichondriidae. Gene Ontology annotation, biological process: GDP-mannose metabolic process. The coding region runs from base 132 to 1205 and encodes 357 amino acids. The record is from RefSeq and is a predicted model, not a curated record. The transcript has 13 exons. Gene Ontology annotation, molecular function: GDP-mannose 4,6-dehydratase activity.